Messenger RNA from Camellia sinensis, 363 nucleotides. RefSeq lists its product as uncharacterized. The record is from RefSeq and is a predicted model, not a curated record. NCBI's taxonomy places the organism in Eukaryota, Viridiplantae, Streptophyta, Magnoliopsida, Ericales, Theaceae.
AUGGCACCAUAUGAGGCACUAUAUGGCAGAAAAGGUAGAUCGCUAGUUUAUUGGACAGAGGUCCUUGAAAAGUUGGGUCCUGUUGCAUAUCAUAUUGCCUUGCCACCAGGAAUAGAACAAGUGCAUAAUGUUUUCCAUGUAUCUAUGCUUCCUGGGAAUUUUAGAGACCCGUUCCAUGUGAUUGACCACCACCGGAUUGCUCUAGAUGAGAAUAUGAUGUAUGAAGAAUGGCCUGUGCAAAUUAUUGAUCGGCAAGUGAAACAAUUGAGAAACAAAACUAUACCUAUGGUGAAAGUAGAGUGGAAGGAACAUUAUAGGAAAGAGGCCACUUGGGAAAAGGAGGAAGAGAUGCGGCAACGGUAA